CCGCAGUCCACAAGACACCCAGAGCUACUCACAACGAUUAAAGCCAUCGAACUACAGGCAAUUCUGAUAUCUACAAGAAUAAAAAAGCAAUGGGACUGAAGAUGAUCAUCAUCAUCCUGAGUAUUUUGUCGUGCAAUUUAUGUAGAAUAAAUGCUAUGGCGAUUCCUGGAGGUGUUCUCGUCGCUUCUGAGAUUCAUGCGGAACCUUUUGAAGUGAUUCUCUUUGAACCUGGAUUAAGACAGCCUAAAGAAUCUGAAAAUCGUGAAGACGGAGUAACGAAGAGUCCUCUUCUUCAGCGGUCAGAACGCAUGGCAAGAUCUGUACUGGAAAAAUCAUCAGAGGAUCUUGAUGAUGAUUUAGAGACAGCAGCAGGCACCAAUGUUUUACGCCCGUUAUUUGUUUAUCGUCAACAAAUGGCGUAUCGUGAACGAAGCAGAAAAAAUGGACGGAGGGCUGCACCAACUUAUUAAAUUUUCUCUGGGGGGAAAAUCUUUGAGAGCUGCAAGACUGAGAUGAUGUGUUGAGAAAACCAAAGUUUUCAAUGAAAAUGUGAAUAUAUAUAGCUCAAAGUUUGACCAUAAUCCCCAGUUGGAUUGGAUAUUGCACUCCAUUAGAAUAUUAAUAAUUCAGUAAAGCUGUCAUUUAUUCAUGAUGUCAUGUAGCUUUACUGGAAGAGCAAUAAAAAUUACUGAUAAUUCA
Molecule: messenger RNA, 699 nt
Organism: Fopius arisanus
Lineage: Eukaryota; Metazoa; Arthropoda; Insecta; Hymenoptera; Braconidae
Exons: 2
Coding region: 90-470 (126 amino acids)
Source: RefSeq, a predicted model, not a curated record